GGAUCCGCCAGACCUCAACCUCCACCAUCACCGGCUCAGCCGCUGCCGAAAGCUCCAGCUCAGGGAGGAGUUGCUGGUACAUACGAUCCAAACUAUCAGACGCUGGCAGGCGUGCAAGGCGACGUUUUUGGCGCGGAUAAGAAGAAACCUGCUCCAAACGCUGCUGCUCCUGCUGCUGCUGGACCUCAGAAGCCAGCCGUUGGAAACAUUAUGGCAGGUAGGAGUCUCGCGAUUGCGUUGACUUCCUUUCUUCGCCUUUCUCCGGCGCUUUGUUCGUCAUUUGACACCUCAAUUUACGCAGCAGUCAUAUCCGUCGUGAUUGGCCACAAGCACCCUUCAAAGAUUGCGUCCAUAGGCCUAUUACAUCAAGGCAGCACGGAAAGAAUCCACUCGGUUGCUCAAGAAAAAGGAGAAGCUGACACGGCGAAAAGCGGACAAGGAACGCUAGCGAGGAAGAGUAGUAAAGACACCAUAGAGAAACACCGAAAUUUCUAUGGUUUUGAAGUUGACUGCGUGGUGAAGACGGGACAAAAAGACGCGGAGGAAAUCACAAGAGAUUUCACGCAGGGCCAUGGACGCUAUCUAUUACAGGCAGUGCCCCAUUUGCAA
Messenger RNA from Ostertagia ostertagi, 609 nucleotides. The record is from the annotation of a GenBank genome assembly. Lineage: Eukaryota; Metazoa; Nematoda; Chromadorea; Rhabditida; Trichostrongylidae.